Saccostrea echinata is the source of this 2371-nucleotide messenger RNA. RefSeq lists its product as uncharacterized. NCBI's taxonomy places the organism in Eukaryota, Metazoa, Mollusca, Bivalvia, Ostreida, Ostreidae. The transcript has 2 exons. The record is from RefSeq and is a predicted model, not a curated record. The coding region runs from base 219 to 2282 and encodes 687 amino acids.
GAGAGAUUCCAUACUUGUGAUAACGCGAGAUGUUCCAUUGUUGGCAACAGCCUUUAAAACAAGUCCCUCGCCAACAAAGGAACCGUAGGUGCUGCACAAUACACCUAUAAUCGUACUAAGUUAAGUAGGUUUUGCAUAAGCUGUAUAUAACUGGAGGUAAAUAUAAAUUGAUACCCUCCUAAUGGCCAGGCGACCAGAGCCUGGAUAGCUGUCGAAGCAUGGCGACAUUUCAACACCUUCCGCGAGAAAAGAUGGCCGAUCCAGGACACCGUAAUCACGGAUCACUUCCGCUUAUAUCAGCUCCAAUACAGGAGAGACCUCAGAAAGAGAAAGUGGAAGAGAACCAACGACUGACCAAAUUACCAUCCAUUUACAUACCCUCUGUACCUGUCUCAAAGUCACCUAACCUAAAAAUUCAUUUAGCAGACUUUAUCGGAAGUCGUCCUAACAGUCUCAAAGGAGAGCGGAACCCCGACUCGGACCUGAAAGUAAACAUCAUUGCUCGUGACAAGGCUAUCCAGCUUCUACAACAGUAUAACGAAAUCGUCAGAGGCGACGACAACCUGGCAGUGAAAAAUUUACCCCCAAUCAAAGUCUCCAUCCGCCCUAGCGGAGCUGAUUUAGGUUUCAAAAAAGAUAAAAUGUCCAAAAAGCUCCCUGUUUUCACAGAGGGCAUAAGUUCUAUCAGUAAAAAGCAGGAACCCUCGUUCACAGUGCCUAAAGAAAGUGUUAUCAGAGCAAAUCUUCCUAGAAAUGUUAUCGUGGCACAGAAGAAAAAUCAGUUUACAUUUGGGAUAAAAAAUAACAAGAAACACAGGAAAGAUGACAAAGGUGAGCACGUGCAAUUCAAACAGAUGAGGAAACUCGGAUUAGAUAACAUGCCUUCAGUAGACAUGGGAAGGUAUCUUAACAAAUCUCAAAUGGUGCAAGAAAGUGUAAACUUACGAAGUGGUGUAAAAGGUGGAUACUUCAAAUCUCCGAGAAAAAGCGAAGACCGAAUCGAGGCACCAAAUCAAACCAAUGCUCAAAAAGGGAUAGAAAGAACUCGAAUAUUGUCAAAGAAAAGUUAUCCCCAAGCAACUCCUCGAUCAGAGAGCAAAUUAAGUGUUGUGUCCUUGGGAAAUUCACUGGGACCGUCUUACUUUCUUACAAAUCGAAGAAACCUGAAAAAUGAGUUUCCGCAUUAUGAUCCUCGCCUGCUACACGAAUCUCAAAGAAUGAAAUAUCAGCCUCGUGACCCAUCAGUUUUUGGUGUGUGUUCUUUAGCUCCAAUCCAAGUUGGUGGACCAUUUCAAAGAGUUGGAACGCUCGAUCCAGUGCUACCAGGGCCACAGAAGUCCAACAAAUCUCUCAAAGGUCCAAAAAAGAAGUCCCAGAAGGGCAAAAGGAAAGACGCUUAUAGUGAUAUCGGUCCCUGGCAUAAUGACGUAAUCAUUCCAACCGAAUUUCAGAACGAAAAUGGUGAACUUCUACGAGUUGCUAACGAAGAACAUGAAUUCAUUGACAAUUCAGAGACAAUGUCAUAUCAAAGGGAACUACUUUACCGUAAGAAUAUGACAAGUCCAACCGGAAGUGAAUCAACGAUGACUACACAGACCCAUAUGGUCAAUCCACCGCCGUCCUAUGUCUCUAGUAAUGACGACGAUUACUACAGACAGUUUGACAAUCCUAGGGCUAUGCUGCAGAUUCAGGAGGAACGUUCAAACCUAACUCUUGAUAACGUAGAGGCACAUAACAGAGAAAUGAAUGAAAUAAAUUCAAUAGCAACCAGUAACAGUAUCGUCAGGAGAAAAAAAGAUGGUCGAAGAAGCAGAGUAAAACCAGAGCCUAAAAUCGUUAACUUAGAGAUCGAAGGAGAGAAAAGUGGGAGAAAUUCUGUCAUCGAGGAUGGCUUGUUUUUAACAAUCCCUUCCGUCAACCCCGACAAGGAGCGAAGACCGCCUCACGCGGUUCGAGCGGAAGUCGAUCGAAGCCAUGACGACUCUCAAGCCACGUGGUAUAGCGCGCGCUCUGAAUAUGACAAUCCUAAACUGGCUGUGAAAAAUAUUCAGUUGUAUAAUGACCAAAACCAUAUUCCAAAUACAAAUGUUAUCACACCAGAAAUCAACGUCACUUCCGAUAAUAGUGAUACUGAGAUUAUACUGAAAGCCAGUAAUGAAGGUUCAAGAGAAAAUCUAGAGAGACUCGACACAGAAGAAGAGUUCAAGAAGUUUACAAUGUCCAGCAAAACGAUGCAUUUCAUUUCGCCAUUACAAGUAAUUGACAACGCCAAACGACACUAAACGACCAAUUGGAGUCCUUUUUUUUUUUUAUCAAGUUACUUUUCAAUGUCUUCAUCCUGUGUCUCUCGCUAGUCAAGUUUGUGAUUUUA